This is a messenger RNA of Drosophila ananassae, 6274 nucleotides long. Its product is annotated as homeobox protein 5. The coding region runs from base 544 to 2424 and encodes 626 amino acids. Gene Ontology annotation, cellular component: nucleus. The record is from RefSeq and is a predicted model, not a curated record. Lineage: Eukaryota; Metazoa; Arthropoda; Insecta; Diptera; Drosophilidae. The transcript is spliced from 6 exons.
GACUAUCGAUAUGUUAGCCCGUUUCUGGCCUAUUCACCAUAGCCACGCACACUAACACAGCCGCAAGCAGCAUAACGCUUCGUGUCGCGUCACGUCGGUUCGACUGUGUUUUAAUUCGCCGCAACUCUGAAGGCCACACACUCGAAGCCCAGAAUGCUCCCUCAAUUGCAUAACAGCAGCAGCAGCUCUUGCGCAUGAGUGUAUGUGUGUGUGGGGCACGCCAGAGACCGAAACACACCACAGCUACAACACGCCAACAACAACAAUAACCACAAUACAACAACUGCAAGCCACGAGGUUCAACUGAUAACUCGAAUUUCGCUGCAUUUAACAGAUCAAUCAAAUUUAAAAUCAAGAACCUAGUUUUUAAAGCUGAAGGAGAUCAAAUCCAGGGUUCAAACUAUCGCUACCAUGUCCCGCCCCCGCUGCUGACUAUCGAUAGGCGGCACCCGAUAGGCGCGCAUCCAUCGCCAACAGUAUUCCCCGAACAACUUUACAUAACUACGAGCAGUCACAUAGCCCGACUCGACUGAUACGACUGAUAUGGCCGUGUUCCUGACCAACGUCUGCAAAUACAAUGGCUGCGGCAUCACAUUUCCAAGCUUGAGCGAUCUAAUAUCACACAUCGAGGACACCCACAUAGACUAUGAUCCUAAGGUGGUGGAACAAAAGGAGCAGGCCCAGCCUGCCUGCCUGCCCCUGAGCUACAUACUGCGCUUCUAUACGGAGGAGAACCGCAAGGAGGCUGGAUUCCUGGCCACUCACAACACCGCCCCGCCGACCAACAACAGCGGCUCCAACAGCUCCUCGAACGGUCAUGGAACUGGCAACGUGGAGCUCAAGCGGAAGCUGGCCAUCAAGCACCACAGCUACAGCAUGUCCUCGUCCAACCGCAGCACCACCCCCACAGGCAGCGAAAUGGAUGAAGAUGAAAUGGUAGUCACUGAGUCGGAGGAUAGCAAUGACUCUUGGACCACCGAGGAGUUCAGCUCCGAGUUCAUCAUGCGCUACGGCAGCAGGCAUUCCGGUGGCGGAAGCAAUGGCACGCCUGGCAAUGAGAAACCCUUCGCCUGCCCGGUUCCAGGAUGCAAGAAGCGUUACAAGAACGUCAAUGGCAUCAAGUACCAUUCGAAGAAUGGUCACAAGAAGGACGGAAGAGUUCGCAAGGGCUACAAGUGCCACUGUGGCAAGAGCUACAAGACGGCACAGGGCUUGAAGAAUCACGCCCUGCACACCCACAACUCGCAGCCGGAUAGCGUGCUGAGUGCCCAACUAAUGGUGGCCGAUGGCGCUGCUCUUUCGGCAUCUGCUGUUGGCAGCAGCAACAGCUCGCACAGCAACAGCUCCAAUCCCCCGCCGCCAGUCAUCCAGCGCAGUAAUUCGCCGUCACAGUCGAUUGGCUCGCUAAGUCCGUCGAGCAUCAGCAAUAUGUCCAGCAGUACCAGCAGUUGCCACGGCGGCAGCAGCAGUCUCUCCAAUGGCAACACCUGCAACACUGCAGCUGUAACCAGCAACGGCAGUGUACUGCAACAGCUUAAUGCCGGUAAUGUGGUUACACUGACCAAUGUCUCCAACCAUCAGCAGCAGCAGCAGCAACAGCAACAGCAGCAGAUCCUGCAGCAGAACGGCGGCAACAGUGCAACAGGUAACAGCAACAACAACAAUUUAAUGCGCAGCACACUCGGUUUAGUAUCCAUUAAAACCAACAACCAACCGGCUGCCAAAUCGGUAAGCAAUCUUAUGGCUGCCAAUGCAACGGCCAGCAAGAUUCUCAAGCUGGCCACCAAUGUGGCCAACGGCGGCUCCGCCGUCGACAUCGUACAGCACCAGCAGCUCAAUGGCAAUAAGGUCACCACGGUCACCACUAAUGGCAACAAACCGCUGCCGAAUUUGGUCAACCUGGGCAUACUCACACCUGCCACCUCACCCACCAAAAACACCCAAACGCUGACCUUCACCACCACCACCAAUGGCGGCAAUGGUAAUGCCAACCAACAGGCGCUAGUGGCAUCGCUGGCCAAGAAGACCAACAUACUUCUGCUGCAAGAGCCGGCCACUCCCACCCAGCUGCAACAGUUGCAGCAGCAGCAGCAGCAGCAGCAACCGCAAGUGCCACAGCAACAGCCGGUGCAAGUGCAAGUUCAACCUCAACAACACCAUGUACUGCCCAUUAGUCCCACGAGCAGUAUCAGCGGUAACAGCAGCAAGAGCAGCUCACCCACUCCCCAGCAGCAGCCGCAGCUGACCAAGAAGGGUAAAUUGGAAUUGGUCGAGCCGAUGGACACCGAUGAGGGCCAGAGCGAUGCCAUUUCGGAGAGCGUGGCGGCGGCGAUAGCCAGCAUCACGGAGAACAAGGAGGAGGUCGGAGGAGCAGCGGCGGCCGUUGAAGUUGUGGGCGCUGGCGCCGUCAAUGAUGAGACGUAGCCUAUACUCAAGCAGCUACUGAUGCACCGCAAACUGACGCUGGAACCGCAACCGGCACCGGCACCGGCACCCAAGCCGCCGCAUUGACGAGCUCCCGUAUACGUCUAGGAUUUAGGAAACUUUUAAGGGGGGCGCCAAGUCAGACUCUCAUUCACUCACCAAAAUAUCCAAAUGGAUAUCCACAUUUCGUAGACUGCUUAUUUGCUUAGAGACCAGGAACAUAAGUUGUGUUUUUAGUUUAAAACUCCCAUUAACUAAUCGAUUCGAUAUCCCAAUGUAUCAUAUAUCAUAUAUAUAUCUAUUUUCCAAUGAAAUCCACACAAAUCGCAUUGAUUGUGCAAUAUUUUGUAUUAUUUAAAAAUGAGAGAAUUAAUUAGAAUCACUAUUAUUUGUAUGUAUGACUAUCAUGCUUGUAUUAUUAAACUAUUUACAACGUCUGAUCUCCUCUUAAUUUAAUUAGAACAUAAUAACUAAAAACAAAAAUGUAUAAUUUUAAUGAAUAAUUUCAAAUUUUCAAAUUCCAUCAGGCCACUACUCAUGUUAGAACCGCUACCAACUAAAAUUUGAUUUAAUCUCAGAUUAGUGUACUAUUCGUAUUCGACUAAAAACAAAACAAAAAAAAGAAAGUAUUAUUUAUGUUCUAAGCAUUAGCAAAUUGAAUUUAAUUAUAUACGAUAUACAUAAACACAUAAACCCACACAUUUACACGAAUAUGUUUAAGUUGCGACUGGGUCUGCUCAUAAUUUUAAGACGUCUCUCGAUUUAGUGCAAUAUGUAAUAUUUUAUUCUUCUCCUACUAUUUUAUAUUUUAUUCUAUUAUAUAUCUCUCUGUCAUAAGCUUUGUCGGGAUUAGUUUUAUGGGUUUCCCAUUUACGUUUUCGUUUUCGUUUCCGUUUCCGUUUGUUUUGUUUUGAUUUUAUUUUAUGUUUUUCGUUACUUCUUUUCCUUUUCUCUCUACCUAUUGCAGAAACCUCUUACUCCUGCUCAAACAACCACAGCAAUCCAAACAGCAACCACAGCAGCAGCGACUCCAGCAGCAAACCGCCGCCAUCAGUCGGUGGUGCCGCCAAGAGGUCCAUGUCCAUAGCAAUUGCGUCUACGAAACCACCACUCACUACCGGGAGCGGCGGAGGCGGAGGCUCCUCCCAUCAUGGCACCACGCCGAUGCAAAUCUCGCCCACAUUCAUUGAGCACAAAUAUUCGGCACUGGCCAUCAAAGAGAAGUUCUUCUCCAAUCUGCGAGCAUCCAAAUCGAUGUCGUUGUCCACUGGAGGCGAUGGUCCGACCAUUCAGCCGGAUGUUGGCGGUGGCGGAGGCGGUGGCUUGCGGACCGUUGCUGUGGGCCAAAUGUGCGCAAUGCAGAACGAGCACAUACACCAAAAUCUCUUCAAGAAAACGAUCAAUUGACCAUCUGAGAUCUGAGACGCAUAGAUCUGAAGCGCUGAGCGCCACUGAAAGCGACCGAGGAGCUGGCUGUGAUGAAGUUGUAACUAACUAACUGACUAAUGAACCGGACAAGAGGCGGAGCAAGAGGAUUCGUCAAUAAGGGAGAAUGGGAAAAGGAUUCAGUAGAAGAGAGAGGAGGGAGUAGAUGGAGAUGGAUAUGGAGAUGGAGAGGAAGGAAGGGUCUCAAGCAGGCGCCGCCUUUAAAUCGUUAGAGAAGUUUUCCAGAAGAAGCAAGAAUUUCCAUUGGCUUCCAAAAUAUGAAUGCAAACAAAAAAUUAACAUAUUCCAUGCAUUUUGCAAAUAUUAUAUAUCAUCUACCACCACAUCCUAAAACUUAAAACCUAAAACCCAAAACAAAUCUCAGCAAUAUUUAAAAGGAAAUUCUUGAACCCUAAAUUUAAAUCAUGUAUAUAAAAACAAACAACAGAAAAGCUAUGAAAACGUUCUCUAAAAAAUCGGCUUUAGACAAUUCUUAAACUCUUAAAACAAAAAAGAAAAAAAAAUACACACUAAAUACAUAAACAAAAAUUGCGAAAAAAAAAAAACAGAAAAAAAAAUUAAACAACAAAUUUAGUAAAUAUAUUUGAAGGUAUGUCUUCAACUAGUCAUUAUUGUAGUUAAAUUAAAUUUUUGAUUUCAUAAUUGCAUAAAACAAAAAAAAAACAAGAAGAAUUCAAGGCGACUGGAAGGUGGAAUGCCCUGAACGCAUCUAUUUAUAACUUUACGAAAAUUUCCUCUGUACAAUUUCAAUAGAAUAAGGUUAUUGGGAUUCCCCCAACCAGUUGGUUUAAAUUUAAUAUCAUUAAUUGGCAAAAGAAACACAAAUCUUAGAAAAAUUAAAGGUCCCGAACUUGCCAACAAAGACAAUUUCGUGUGAGCCAAUUAAAAUGAUCUGAUCCAUUUUAAGAUCUUGGGAUGUGCAGAAAUUAAUAAUUUGAAUGUCGAAAAUUUGAAAAAAAAAAACACAAACAAAAAACAAAACCAGAAACUAGUUAGAUAAAAAUUUUAAGGGGAAGCCCACGAACCGUCGAAGCUGAAACUGAAGCUGCGAACCGGCUUAGGAGCCGCAAUAACUCUACAGUAGUUAUAGUAUUAUAAUUAUAAAUUAUAUUAUUUAUACACAAGAGCAUACGUCUGUAGUUGUGUGAGUGUGUCCGUGCAUGUAUUGUAAUUGUAUAGUUUUAGUGUUCAAACGUCCCUAAAUGUAAAGUCUCCCUAAAAACAAAAAAUUAAAAAAAAAAAAACAAAAAAACAAACAUACAACAAAAUAUACGAUAUGAUUACAAAACACAAAAAAAUAUCCUUGUGCAUACUCUUAAUGAUUGUAUUUCAUUGCAUGCCUCAAAAUUCAAUCGAACUUCCUAUCCUAUCAGAAUCGGGUUCCUUAAGCAUUCAAAAAGAACAAAAAUGAAAUUUAAUAUACAUAGAUAUAUAUACGCAUAUAUAUUUAGAUCAUCAUAAAUAUUUACAAGUAUACAUUUACGUAGUCAGGCGCGCCAAAAACCAAAAAAAACAUAAAUAAACUUCAGACCGCAUUUCGCAGACGCCCAGCGUCUUAAAAAAAUAUUCGCACCUUAUCUAAAUAGUUCUGCGUUCAUAACCACUGCUAUAUAGCUAUAGCCUACCAGCCCAUACUUACAUUUUAAUACAAAUAUAUUGAGGUAAAAAACAAAAACACGCUUAGCGAUCCGUACGAUCGGAUCGCACUAGUUUAGCCAAAACAACUUUUAUAAAUGUAUGUAGAGAGCAAGGAUCUGUCUUUGGGGGAGUGUUUUUUGGUUCUAUAUAGAGUAUAUUGAUACUUGGUUCUAUCGAUCUAUAUCUAUAUAGAGAAACAUCUGCCAGAGCACUCGAACAAUAUGAUAAUGAACUCAAAUCCCUCUAAUGAAAACAAUAAAAUGAGUAUGUCAUCUUAUAUAAGACUGCUGUUAUGUUCGUAAAUAUAUUAAAAAUAUAUGUAUGCAAAACAGAAACCACAAAAAAAAAUAAAUAAAACUACUCUUGAAUAAAAAUUUAUAAAAAAAAAAAAAUAUAAAUAAAAUAAAUUAGUUAAUACUCUAUCUACCUACUAUGUACUAUAUAAUGUAUUGUAAUUGUAAUUUACUAAAAUCGUAACUAUACGUAGAGAAUUAACUAAAGUCAACACAUAAACCAUCGACAUUAACAUAAAAAAAUUAACUAAUACUAUACCUGUGCCCGAAUCUAACCCAGGAACGACUCUUGCAGAAGCUUCUUUAAAGAGAAUAGGGCGGAAUUUUAACACAUCAGACGACUCAACUCAAGCCACAAAAUGAAGCAUCAAUCACAAGAAACAAAAAUGUAGUAAAAUAUUCUCUUUUUGCUUUAUGUGAUCUAUUACAUACUACAUAAACAUAUGUAUAAUAAAAUGUCCUUCGAAAACAAA